Molecule: messenger RNA, 751 nt
Organism: Cannabis sativa
Lineage: Eukaryota; Viridiplantae; Streptophyta; Magnoliopsida; Rosales; Cannabaceae
Exons: 2
Coding region: 118-732 (204 amino acids)
Cellular component (GO): nucleolus
Molecular function (GO): RNA binding
Source: RefSeq, a predicted model, not a curated record
GAGUUAUAUAUCUCACUUUUCAAUCUCUCCGGCCGACUCUCUCAAAUAUUUCUCAGCCAGACAGUGCACCAUUCCGUCGAAACUCUUCCACAUUAAUCUUAUUAUUAAUUGUUUAAAAUGAAUUCUAAUAUAGUACCACCAAAACCCAAGUUUAGAGCAUUGAAGGCUCAAGAAAUGUCGAAUGGAAAAGUUGAAUUUCGGAUGAUUUACGUUCCUCGCCAUAGAUAUGCGCCACUUAAAAAAUCAUGGAUGGACAUCUAUGCACCAAUCUAUGAAGAGAUGAAGAUCGACAUACGCAUGAAUUUGAGGGCUCAAAAGGUGGAAUUGAAGACAAGAAAAGACACACCCGACAUUACAAAUCUACAAAAAUGUGCAGAUUUCGUUCAAGCUUUCAUGCUAGGUUUCGAGGUGAUUGACGCCAUUGCUCUAUUGCGUUUGGAUGAACUGUAUGUUGAGUCUUUUGAGAUAAAAGAUGUAAGGAGACUAAGUGGAAAGGCGCAGUUGUCUCGUACAAUUGGUAGAGUUGCUGGCAAAGGAGGUAAGAACAAGUUUGAGAUUGAGAAUGGUAGCACCACAAGGAUUGUGGUUGCGGAUCAUAAGAUUCACAUUCUGGGUUCGUUUGCUAAUAUCAAGAUUGCUAGGUCUGCAAUUUGUCUCUCUAUUUUGGGUUCUCCCCAACCCAAGAUAAGGGCUAAGUUAAGAGCUCUUACUGCUAGACUGGCUGAGAGGUAAUGCUCCACGCUAGCUAUCU